This is a messenger RNA of Canis lupus familiaris (dog), 6818 nucleotides long. It is a transcript of the gene BICRA, whose product is annotated as BRD4 interacting chromatin remodeling complex associated protein. The transcript is spliced from 12 exons. NCBI's taxonomy places the organism in Eukaryota, Metazoa, Chordata, Mammalia, Carnivora, Canidae. The coding region runs from base 1151 to 5923 and encodes 1590 amino acids. Gene Ontology annotation, cellular component: SWI/SNF complex. The record is from RefSeq and is a predicted model, not a curated record. Gene Ontology annotation, biological process: positive regulation of DNA-templated transcription.
GGCAGGGGCCUCCCUGGGGCAGGGGCUGUGGAAUUGGGGGCUGAGAGACCUUUUCCCCCCACCCCCUCAUUCAGUCGACAUCUGCAUUGUGCCUUCUGUGAGCUGGGCCCAGGGGUUAUGGCAGGGACAAAUCCCUUUCCUCACGCUGUACACAUUUCCUUGGUUAAAUAAAGCAGUAACUUCCAGAGGCGGUAGGUGGACAGAACCCUGCAGAGCAGGAGAAGAAAUAAGCAUGUCACUUGCACAACGAAAAUGGCUUAAAACAAAAUGAAUGGUGGGGGCAGGGGCAGUGGCCUCUUGAGCUAGUGUGGGCAGAGAGGUGACCUUGAAGGAUCACAGGGAGGCACCCAUGAUGCUCUGGCCAGGGGAGGGGCGGGUAAAAAUGCUGGAAAAUUUGCCACAUUCCAGAAACAAAGAAGGCUGGUGGGGCCAGACCCAAGGGGAGUCUGGAAGCAGUGAGGCUAAGUGGUGAGAAGUCACAGGUCACACAGGGCCUAAGAGUAGAGCAAGGAAGAGUGGAAGGGUGGAGCCAUGAGGAGUUGUAUGGGUUACCUAGGGCUGUGUAACAAAGUAUCCUGACACUUCCGAAACAAUUUGUCAAUGUUCUCCCAGUGUCUGAGGGUCAGGACUUGGGGAGCAGCCUAGCUGGGUGCUUCUGGCACAGGGGCACUCCAGAGGUUGAGGCAGGAUGUUAGCUGGAGCCGCUGUCACCUGACAGCUUGUCCGGGUCCAGAGGACGUGCAUCCCAGUUGGUUCAUUCCCAGGCUGUUGGCUGGAGGCCUAUGGGCCUCCCCACAUUGUCCUCCCUGCACAAUCCUUGAGCAUCCUUACAACAUGACAGCCAGCUUCCCCCAGAGUGAGUGACCCGAGGGGAACAGCCAGCAGGAAGCUCAGUGCCUCUUAUGAUCUCGUCUCUGAAGUCACACAUCACCACUUUUGUCACCUUGUAUUCAUUGGAAGCAAGUCACCAAGCUGGCCCACAGAGCCCCGAGUCUUGGAAGGAGAAGCAUCAGAUGAUUUGUGGAGCAGGGGCGAGUGCAAGUGGGAUGAGGCUGGCCAGAGGCGUGGGGCGGGUAGUGGAGGGGGUGCCAGGCGCUGGCUUUGGGCUCUGCCCGGGAGGCAGGGUCAACUAGACCUGCUGGUGGAGUAGAUGUCGAGGAGGAGAGCGUCAAAGUGGCUCCUGGAUUUGGGCCCAAGCCGCCAAGUCGGUUGUGUCUCUAGAGGUUGGGAACUUGAAACCCACUCCACAAGGCUCGAUGGUGAUGACCUCCUGGAUAAUCCCGGGGAGGCCCAAAGUGCCUUCUAUGAAGGUCCUGGGCUCCAUGUGCAAGAAGCUUCUGGCAACCACUUGAGCCCAGAGCCCACGCAGCCAGCCCCCAGCGUGGACCUAGACUUCCUGGAAGAUGCGAUCCUGGGCUCGCCUGCCGCAGGGGGCGGCGGCGGGGGUGGUGGAGGCGCCGACCAGCCCUGCGACAUCCUCCAGCAGAGCCUCCAAGAGGCCAAUAUCACUGAGCAGACACUUGAGGCCGAGGCCGAGCUGGACCUGGGCCCCUUCCAGCUGCCCACCCUCCAGCCCGCCGAUGGUGGAGCAGGCCCGGCCGGCGCUGGUGGGGCCGCUGCCGUGGCCGCUGGGCCCCAGGCCCUGUUCCCGGGCGGCACCGACCUGCUGGGGCUGCAGGCCCCGCCCACCGUGCUGACCCACCAGGCCUUGGUGCCACCCCAGGACGUGGUCAACAAAGCCCUGAGCGUCCAGCCCUUCCUGCAGCCCGUGGGCCUGGGCAAUGUGACCCUGCAGCCCAUCCCGGGCCUCCAGGGCCUGCCCAACGGCAGUCCCGGGGGCGCCACGGCGGCCACGCUCGGCCUGGCGCCCAUCCAGGUGGUGGGCCAGCCCGUCAUGGCACUCAACCCGCCCACCUCCCAGCUCCUGGCCAAGCAGGUGCCCGUCAGCGGCUAUCUGGCCUCGGCAGCCGGCCCCUCGGAGCCGGUGACCCUGGCAUCGGCCGGCGUCUCGCCCCAGGGGGCCGGCCUGGUCAUUCAGAAGAACCUCCCCACCGCCGUGGCCACCACGCUCAAUGGGAACUCGGUGUUCGGAGGGGCGGGAGCUGCCACGGCGGCGGCCAGCGGGGCGCCCUCGGGGCAGCCGCUGGCGGUGGCCCCCGGCCUCGGCACUUCGCCGCUGGUUCCGGCGCCCAACGUGAUCCUGCAUCGCACACCCACGCCCAUCCAGCCCAAGCCUGCCGGCGUGCUGCCCCCCAAGCUCUACCAGCUGACACCCAAGCCGUUCGCCCCCGCGGGCACCACACUCACCAUCCAGGGCGAGGCCGGGGGCCUCCCGCAGCAGCCCAAGGCCCCCCAGAACCUGACUUUCAUGGCAGCGGGCAAGGCCGGCCAGAACGUGGUGCUGUCGGGCUUCCCCGCGCCUGCCCUGCCGGCCAAUGUCUUCAAGCAGCCUCCGGCCACCACGACGGGCGCCGCCCCGCCGCAGCCCCCCGGGGCCCUGAGCAAGCCCAUGAGCGUCCACCUGUUGAACCAGGGCAGCAGCAUCGUCAUCCCCGCCCAGCACAUGCUGCCGGGCCAGAACCAGUUCCUGCUGCCCGGCGCGCCCGCUGUCCAGCUCCCCCAGACGCUCUCGGCCCUGCCCACCAAUGUCGGGGGGCAGAUCCUGGCGGCCGCGGCCCCCCACGCGGGCGGACAGCUCAUCGCAAACCCCAUCCUCACCAACCAGAACCUGGCGGGUCCGCUGAGCCUGGGCCCCGUGCUGGCCCCCCACUCCGGGACCCACAGCGCGGCCCACAUCCUCUCGGCCGCCCCCAUCCAGGUGGGCCAGCCGGCGCUCUUCCAGAUGCCCGUGUCACUGGCCGCGGGCAGCCUGCCCACGCAGAGCCAGCCGGCGCCCACCGGCCCCGCUGCCACUACCGUCCUCCAGGGGGUCACCCUGCCCCCCAGCGCCGUGGCCAUGCUCAACGCCCCUGAUGGGCUGGUGCAGCCGGCCACCCCUGCCGCCGCCGGAGAGGCCGCGCCUGUCCUCGCCGUGCAGACGGCCCCCCAGGCGCCGCCGGCGGUCAGCACCCCACUGCCUUUGGGCCUCCAGCCGCCGCCGCCUGCGCAGCAGCAGCCACAGCAACAGCAGCCGCCGCCGCCCCCGCAGGCCCCUACCCCUCAGGCCACCGCACCGCCUCAGGCCACCACCCCCCAGCCCAGCCCAGGCCUGGCGUCCAGCCCCGAGAAGAUCGUCCUGGGACAGCCGCCCUCUGCCGCCACCACGGCCAUCCUCACUCAGGACUCCCUGCAGAUGUUCCUGCCUCAGGAGAGGAGCCAGCAGCCCCUCUCUGCAGACGGGCCCCACCUCUCCGUGCCCGCCUCGGUCAUAGUCAGCGCCCCGCCUCCUGCCCAAGACCCAGCCCCGAGCACCCCCAUCGCCAAAGGAGCUGGCCUCGGCCCUCAGGCCCCCGACAGCCAGGCUUCCCCAGCGCCGGCCCCCCAGAUCCCGGCAGCGGCUCCACUGAAGGGCCCAGGCCCCUCCUCGUCCCCGUCACUACCUCACCAAGCCCCUCUGGGAGACAGCCCCCACCUGCCCUCCCCACAUCCCGCCAGGCCUCCCUCCCGCCCACCCUCCCGACCCCACUCCCGCCCUCCCUCCCAGCCCCAGAGCUUAUCUCGUCCGCCCUCAGAGCCCACCCUGCACCCUUGCCCCCCACCCCAGGCACCCCCCACCCUGCCUGGCAUCUUUGUCAUCCAGAACCAGCUGGGGGUCCCCCCGCCUGCCAGCACCCCAGCCCCCACUGCCCCGGGCCCCCCCCAACCCCCCCUGCGCCCCCCAUCCCAGCCCCCAGAGGGGCCGCUGCCCCCAGCUCCCCACCUUCCUCCCGCCUCCACCUCCUCUGGCGCGGCCUCCACGGAUACGUCCACCAGGCUGCCAGCCCCUACGCCAGCUGACUUCCAGCUCCAGUUUCCGCCUGGCCAGGGGCCCCACAAGUCCCCCACGCCCCCUCCGACCCUCCACCUGCUCCCUGAGCCCGCAGCGCCCCCCCCACCGCCUCCUCGGACCUUCCAGAUGGUGACCACCCCUUUCCCGGCGCUGUCCCAGCCGAAGGCUCUGCUCGAGAGAUUUCACCAGGUGCCGUCCGGGAUCAUCCUCCAGAACAAGGCCGGGGGAGCCCCCGCCACCCCGCAGACCUCCGCCAACCUGGGGCCUCUCGCCAGCCCCACCGCCUCUGUGCUGGUCGGCGGGCAGGCCCCAUCCGGGACCCCCGCUGCCCCCAGCCAUCCCCCUGCCCCGGCACCCGUGGCUACCGCAGGCCUCCCUCCUCUGCUUCCUGCCGAGAGCAAAGCUUUUGCCAGCAACCUCCCGACCCUGAGCGUGGCCAAGGCGGCUGUGGCUGGACCGGGGAAGUCCUCUGGGCUGCAGUAUGAGAGCAAGAUGAGCAGCCUGAAGAAACCCCCCACGCUUCAGCCCAGUAAGGAAGCCUGUUUUCUGGAACAUUUGCACAAACAUCAGGGCUCCGUCCUACACCCUGACUACAAGACGGCCUUCCCCUCCUUCGAAGAUGCUCUGCAUCGCCUCCUGCCCUACCAUGUCUACCAGGGUGCCCUCCCCUCCCCCAACGACUACCACAAAGUGGAUGAGGAGUUUGAGACGGUCUCCACGCAGCUGCUGAAACGCACCCAGGCCAUGCUCAACAAAUACCGCCUCCUGCUCCUGGAGGAGUCCCGGAGGGUGAGCCCCUCCGCGGAGAUGGUAAUGAUCGACCGAAUGUUCAUUCAGGAGGAGAAGACCACCCUUGCCUUGGACAAACAACUGGCCAAGGAGAAGCCCGACGAGUAUGUGUCUUCCUCCCGCUCGCUUGGCCUCCCCAUCGCUGCCUCUUCCGAGGGACACCGGCUCCCUGGCCACGGCCCACCGCCCUCCUCGGCGUCGGGGGCCCCCGCGCAGCCCCCUCUGCACCUGCCAACCAAGCUGGUGAUUCGGCACGGGGGGGCGGGCGGCUCCCCUUCCGUGACCUGGGCGCGGGCGUCCUCCUCCCUGUCCUCCUCCUCGUCCUCCUCCGCCGCCUCCUCCCUGGACGCCGAUGAGGACGGCCCCAUGCCCUCGCGCAACCGCCCCCCCAUCAAGACCUACGAGGCGCGCAGCCGCAUCGGCCUCAAGCUCAAGAUCAAGCAGGAAGCCGGGCUCAGCAAGGUCGUCCACAACACCGCCCUGGACCCGGUGCACCAGCCCCCGCCCCCCGCCGCCCUCAAGGCCGCCGAGCCCCCGCCCCGGCCCCCGCCGCCGCCCCCCGCGCCCGGCCAGAUGAACGGCACAGUGGACCACCCGCCGCCCGCCGCCGCCGACCGCAAGCCCCCGGCCCUGGCCCCCCACUGCCCCCGGCUGCCCCUGCGGAAGACGUACCGCGAGAACGUGGAGGCCCUGGGCGGCGGGGCCGGGGAGGGGGCCGGGGCCGGGGCGGGGGCGGGGGCCGCCAGAGCCCGGGGAGGCAGCCCGGCGCCGCUGCCCACCAAAGUGGACGAGGCCACCAGCGGGCUGAUCCGCGAGCUGGCGGCGGUGGAGGACGAGCUGUACCAGCGCAUGCUGAAGGGCGCGCCCCCGGAGCCCGCGGCCGGCGCCGGGCAGGGCAGCGGCAGCAGGGACCCCGGCUGGGAGGCGCCCCCCGCCAAGCGGCGCAAAUCCGAGUCGCCCGACGUGGACCAGGCCAGCUUCUCCAGCGACAGUCCGCAGGACGACACGCUCACCGAGCACCUGCAGAGCGCCAUCGACAGCAUCCUGAACCUCCAGCAGGCCCCGGGCCGGACACCUGCGCCCCCGUACCCCCACGCCGCCCCGACGGCGGUCCCGCCGGCCUCCCCGUCGCCCCUGCACAGGCCCGAGGCCUACCCGCCUUCCAGUCACAACGGUGGCCUCGGCGCCAGGACGUUGAACAGAUAACACCGGGCUGGUCUUCGCUUCCCUGUCCCCCGUUCGCGCGACGCCGGGGCGGGCUGGCCAUCCGACCUCAGCCUCCUGGGGGCCGCGAGCCGGGGAUCCCCUGACAGUUUUUCUUGCCUAAGUUAUUUGAGUCACAAAGGCCUCCUCCCCCACUUCCUGCUGGGUUGUUGGGUGGGGGUUGUGGAUUUAGGGGAGGGGGCUGUAAUGUAAAAUGUCCCCCUGCGAAGGUGGGGGUGAUCCCGGUGUGUCAUUUCCGAUUUCUUCCCGCUUCCAGCCACACUCCGCCCCUCUCGUGUGUGUUGGUGGGGAGGGGGGGACACACGCGUGUUUGCCAGGGAUAGAGGUACCCUGGUGGCUCCCACUGUUCGCGCGUGUCCGUGUGGCUGCGCAGAUGUGUGCAUCGGUCAAGGGCGCUCCAAGCCGGGAGGGUCCUCAGGAGCCUUGGCUGGGCCUCUCCCUACCGCGCCCCCCACAGGCUGUAGAAGGAAAGGCGGGGACCGGCGGGCUCGGAGGCACCUGUGCUGCUGGGCACCUGUGUCACAUCUGUGUGUGCGCGUCCAGCUCUACGUGUCCCAUGUCCCCGUGUGUGUGCUCGAGUGAGCAAGAGAGAGAGAGAUUUCGAACCCUCCCUGUCCCUCGACUGAAAUCCGAGCACCUCCAAAACAGGAAACCGGGGUCUUCCUCCCACACCUCCAUCCCUCCCCAGCCAGUCUUCCCUCUGUUCUUCCUGUCGCCAGCCACCCGCGCCAGAUUUUGAAAUCUCGGAGACAAAACUAGUACUGUAAGAUAAAUUUUUUUGUACUGUAUUUAUUGUGUAUAACGAUUUUUUUAAAGGAGAAUUCUGUACAUUUAGAACUCUUGUAAAUUAAAAACUGAUCCUUUUUUUAAAACUGUA